Pseudo-nitzschia multistriata is the source of this 1605-nucleotide messenger RNA. The record is from the annotation of a GenBank genome assembly. NCBI's taxonomy places the organism in Eukaryota, Bacillariophyta, Bacillariophyceae, Bacillariales, Bacillariaceae.
GACGAGUCACUGCCUCUGAAUCUCAGACUUUUUUAACACGUUUCGAUUUUCUCUUCUCGAUCGAUACGAAUUUUCCCAUCGAUUUUUUUUUCGCGCUCUUCGAAGUUUGGGUUUUUGGGUUUUUGUUUUUUUGCAACMWCGUACCGUCACACGGAWGGGGGCUGCACUAUGUAGUGGGUCAUUGCCAUUAUCAUCGUCAUUUACCUUUUACCAUCCAAAUUUUUCCAACAGCAGCAACAGGACCAGAAACAACUGCAGCAACAAGAAAAUCCUUCAGAACAAUGGCUAAUAUCACUUGGAGUUCUGUUCUCCAWCUCUGCUUCUUGCUUUCUCUCGUGAACGCUGAGGACUUCUACAAGUUGCUAGGUGUUUCACGCAGAGCAACCAACAAGGAGAUCAAAAAGGCGUAUCGUAAGAAAUCAUUGGAAUUCCAUCCUGACAAGAACAAGGAAGAGGGUGCUUCUGAUAAGUUUGCGGCGAUUAACCAAGCCUAUGAGGCCUUGAUUGAUGAGGAGAAGCGACAGAUUUAUGAUCGAUACGGCGAAGAGGGUUUGAAACAGCACGAGAAACAAGGCGGCGGCGGAGGAGGAUAUGAUCCCUUCGACCAAUUCUUCAAUAGGGGGCACCAGCGACGUGACCAAGAGCAAAGAACGCCAAAUGUGGAUAUUCCACUAGAACUGACAUUGGAAGAGAUUUAUAGUGGAGCUACCUUCUAUGUGUCUUACAUCCGACAAGUUUUGUGUUUCAAGUGGGAAAUGUGUAUGAAAACCGCUCAUGAGUGUGUUGGUCCAGGGAUAAAGGUACAGAGAGUACAGGUUGCACCUGGAUUUGUACAACAAGUUCAGCAAUAUGACGACCAAUGUGUCGCCCGGGGAAAGAAAUGGCARAGGAAUUGUUCCGAAUGUCAGAGCCAGACUGAAGCCGAAAAGAUUGAAUUGACGGUCGAUGUUACGAAGGGAAUACGGCCAGGAGAAGCGAUUACGUUUGAAGAAACUGCUGACGAAAAGCCAGGGUUCAAAGCUGGAGAUUUGAGAUUUAUCGUWACGGAGCAAUCGGAUCACCCGGUCUAUCAUCGUGAAGGUGACAAUUUGUACAUGACGAAGACGAUUCCCCUUGUAGAUGCACUAGUAAGUAUUUUUUCGCUCUAUCCUUCAGAAAUGUUAAMGAUCUGUGCUAUUUGUCUCGAUACUCGCUUUCUCUUCGCUCACGAUAUUUUUCUUCCUACRUAGACUGGUUUCUCAAUGACUUUGAAUAAAUUGGACGGAGCACCAUUUUCCUUCAAAAUCGACGAUAUUGUUCAGUGCGACGAAGUUAUGCGAAUUCCUGGGAAGGGUAUGCCUCGACGAAGUGGUAGGGGUUAUGGUGAUUUAUUCAUCACUUUUGAGGUAGACUUCCCAGACGAAUUAUCGCCCGAUCAAAAGAAAAAUCUUCGAGAGCUGUUGGGUGGAACAAGUAGUAAUAAGGCCGAACACGGUGAUGAACURUAACUCUUGAGUGUAUCGGGAUUUGGAGGAAAAGAUAGCGAURCUUGCUAGAUAUCAAUGAAGCUAUUUUCUAGGCCACCAUCAAAAUCAUUUUUUAAAAAUAGGCCAUGCGUAUGAUCUA